Penicillium subrubescens is the source of this 2429-nucleotide messenger RNA. Its product is annotated as serine/threonine protein kinase CBK1. The transcript is spliced from 4 exons. Gene Ontology annotation, biological process: intracellular signal transduction; peptidyl-serine phosphorylation. The record is from RefSeq and is a predicted model, not a curated record. Lineage: Eukaryota; Fungi; Ascomycota; Eurotiomycetes; Eurotiales; Aspergillaceae. Bases 91 to 2013 code for a protein of 640 amino acids. Gene Ontology annotation, molecular function: protein serine/threonine kinase activity; ATP binding.
CUCCUUCUCUUCUCCCCCCAACUCAUCUUCCCCCUCCUUUCGUUCGAAUUUCUCCCUGGUUCAUACCUGGGAGCAGGGGCUGCCGUCAAGAUGGAUCCCAACAACAACAAUAACCGCAUGAACAUAAACUACGGGUACAAUGACCGCAACUACAACGCGGCCAACAACCGCGCCUAUCCCACCACCCCCUCCGCCUUCCCUCAGCCCAUCUAUCAGACUCAGGGGGCCCAGGACUAUGUCGAUCCCUCCAAUCCUGCCUACGCACCCGGAUACUUCAUGGCCCAGCCCUACCCCGCGCAGGCCCAGUAUGCUCAACAGCAGCAACAGCAGCAACAGCAGUACGCGCAGCAGCAGGCCCUGCAAUCGCCCCAGCCCGCGUAUCAGACCCGCGUGGGCUACGCCAACGAUGGAACAAAUGGUUUGAUUCAGCAGUUCUCCAACCAGGAUCUCAACGCCAACCGUGGAGGCUUCUUCAACCGGGCGGCCUCCCCCGCUUCUCGCCCUCGAACUGCUGGAGGAUCUCCUGCUGGCCAGGCGCAGGCCGCGCACUUGGCCCCUCCAGUGCCUCGCAGCCCUCGCCCACCGGCGGAGAAUGAGGAGUUGCAGCGACUCCCUGAUCGCUACUCGGAGAAUGUGCACAAGCGCGGCAAGGCCGCAAAGGAGUUGGUGACGGUCUUCUUCCACGAGAACAUUGAGCGGGCCCGGGAUCGCAACAUGCGUUCCGUCGACCUUGACAAGACUCUCCAAGACCCGAACAUUCCUUCCACCAAGAAGCGCCAAGAGGCUGAGGGUAUCUCCAAGAGAGAGUCAGACUUCCUUCGAUUCCUCCGUACCAAGGAGACCCCUCAGAACUUCCAGACCAUCAAGAUCAUCGGCAAGGGUGCUUUCGGUGAAGUGAAGUUGGUGCAGCGCAAGACGGACGGCAAGAUCUACGCCCUCAAGUCUCUAAUCAAGUCCGAGAUGUUCAAGAAGGACCAGUUGGCCCACGUCCGUGCGGAGCGUGAUAUCCUGGCAGACUCGAAGGACAACCCAUGGCUGGUCAAGUUGCACGCCUCAUUCCAGGAUGCGGCGUACCUGUACUUGCUCAUGGAGUUCUUGCCUGGUGGUGAUCUUAUGACGAUGCUCAUCAAGUACGAGAUUUUCUCCGAGGAUAUUACUCGGUUCUACAUGGCUGAGGUGGUAAUGGCUAUCGAGGCUGUUCACAAACUUGGGUUCCUUCACCGUGACAUCAAACCGGACAACAUUCUGCUUGACCGCGGCGGUCAUGUCAAGCUUACCGAUUUCGGUCUUUCAACCGGUGGCAAGAAGACUCAUGACAACGCGUAUUACCAGAACCUCCUUAAGAACUCUACAUCAAAGGACCGGAACCGUAACUCCGGUUACUUCAACGACGCCAUCAACUUGACUGUUUCGAACCGUGGCCAGAUCAACACCUGGCGAAAGUCUCGUCGCGCCAUGGCGUACUCAACUGUUGGAACACCCGACUACAUUGCGCCUGAGAUCUUCAAUGGUCAAGGUUACACCUAUCUGUGCGAUUGGUGGUCCGUGGGUGCUAUUAUGUUCGAGUGUCUUGUUGGCUGGCCUCCUUUCUGUGCUGAGGAUACCACCGACACUUACCGCAAGAUAGUGAAUUGGCGUGAGUGUCUGUACUUCCCCGACGAGCUGGUUCUCUCUCGCGAGUCUGAGUCGUUGAUCCGAAGCUUCUUGUGUGACCCUGAGCACCGUAUUGGUAGCGAGGGUGGUCAGCACGGUGGUGCAACUCAAAUCAAGAACCACCCAUUCUUCCGCGGUGUUGUGUGGGACCAGCUGCGCAGCAUUCGCGCACCCUUCGAGCCCAGACUGAGCUCGAACAUUGACGUGUCAUACUUCCCGAUUGACGAGAUUCCCCAGGAGGAUACUAGCGCCAUUCACCGUGCUCAGGCUCGGGCCAUGCCAGACUCUCAGGAGGCCGAGAUGAGCUUGCCCUUCAUCGGCUACACCUACAAGGCCUUUAAUGCCUUCCAAAGUACUUAGGGGCCGUCAGUCACUCUUUGAAGAAUCUCAACCGGUGGGAAUUUUGCCAGGAAAGACCGAGAGAAGCAGCGGGGCUUGCACACUUUUAUUCUUUCUAGCAAAUGCCCUGUCUCGGCUGAGGCUUGGAAUGUUUUCAUUUCUUCGCCACGAAUCGUUAUUCAGCAUAUCAAGCGCGAUGUUUUCCGAAUCAUGACCCCGAGCGCCGUCUUUUGCUUUUAGUUGUCGAUAUCUUAAGCUUCGCGGGGCUAGAGCUAUCUGGUAUGAUUACAUACCCUCAUGUUGUUACUUGAUCUGGGGAAAGGGGCCAACCAAGGAUCAGAUAUUCCUUGCAUUUUAGGUCGUGAUUUGCAUAUUCAUAGUUUAUCAAAACAAAAAAAGAUCCUAUGUUAUGACAUGUGCGGAUAUAGAUCGAGAUA